ACUUUUCUGCAUUAUAAAUUCAUUGCCACAGCGCAACACAACACAACACAAACACUGAGCUUUCUUCGUUUUCCUUUAUUAAUAGCUGCUUCACCACCUUUCCUUCUAAUCGUCCUAUCUUUGUUACAACAACAAUGGAUGUUAUAGGUUUUGGUUUCAGACCCACAGAAGAAGAACUUGUCGACUAUUACCUCAGACACAGGUUGCUCGGUGAUGAUCCACAAGUCCACGUCAUCCCCGACAUCAACCUCUGUGAAGUGGAACCUUGGGACGUACCAAUGUUAUUCGGGGAACCAGAUGGGCAAUUCGAUUUUCCAGAAUGGUUUUUCUUCAGUCCUGUUGAUUUCAAGUAUUCAAACAGUAAAAGGAUUAACAGGACAACCAAGUGUGGCUUCUGGAAACCCACUGGAAAAGAUCGUGAGAUUAGGAGCUCCCACUCCAACAUUCUCAUUGCCACAAAAAAGACUCUCGUUUACUACAAAGGCCGCGUUUCACGUGGUCAGAAGUCCAACUGGGUUAUUCAUGAAUACCAUGCUGUUACCUUUCACGAAAGCCAGAGGACUUUCGUUUUGUGUCGCUUGAUGAAAAAACCUGGGGAAACAACUGAAGGUGGAGGUGAUGAAGGGGAGAGCAGUAGAAUCAUGGUUUCUGGCUAUGAGAAUCAGUCAAUAGCAGGAGGCAUUCCUUCAAGAAGUACUCUUACUGGAAUGGAAACGACCUUACAGCAAGAUGAAACGUCUUUUCCAAACUACUCAUAUCACGAUGCCUAUUUUAGAAAUGAAUCUAACAUUGAGCAUUUUUCAUAUGAAACUACUCAGGAGAAGGAAUUCCUGAAUUCUAUUUUUGUUCACGACGAUUAUGUUAACAAUGAACAAAAUAUAAAUACCUUCUACAAUACUUUCACCCAAUCGGAGUCAUUGAGAAAAGUAUACCGUGAAAAUAGUGAUACGGAUGCUGAGGCCGUCUCCGAACAGGGUGAUAAUAUUAUGAAUAUUUCAACAGUGUUUAAUAGAUAUCUUAACUUAGAUGAAUACCAUUCAUCAAAAAAGUUUGAUUCUGAAUUAUCGGACGUGGAUGUCGAGGAAGGUGUAAGUAUGCCAUCUUCUGUCCAUGAAAGAAACCAAGAGAAAAAGAAGAAGAAAAAGAAGAGCAUAUUUUCUUUCUUCUAAUCAUUACAGAGGAAGAUUUCAAACAAUGCAGUAUUCCAUGUAGAGGCUCGGAAGGAUUUUCUCAUUGUGAAUUAGAA
Vigna radiata var. radiata (mung bean) is the source of this 1246-nucleotide messenger RNA. Its product is annotated as NAC domain-containing protein 92-like. Gene Ontology annotation, biological process: regulation of DNA-templated transcription. The transcript is spliced from 6 exons. The record is from RefSeq and is a predicted model, not a curated record. NCBI's taxonomy places the organism in Eukaryota, Viridiplantae, Streptophyta, Magnoliopsida, Fabales, Fabaceae. The coding region runs from base 135 to 1169 and encodes 344 amino acids. Gene Ontology annotation, molecular function: DNA binding.